GGAACGGUCCAGGUGCACUUCCUACUACCGGAACGGUAGCUGGAGCACCAGAGGCAGUUCUUCCUGGGCAGGUAGUCGAUAAAGCUGCUGCUGCUGCGGGAGGAGAAGGAGCUGCGGCACCAGGACAAGCACGAGGUGGCGCUGUAGCUCAAGGUGGACAUGUGGACGAUGCAAAUUACAAGUAGGAACGAAGCUGCACGCCUUUGCAAUUUUUUACGCGUCCGCUUGAACUGACCAUAUCUCUGUAGUAUGUGGCAAUUUACCUGCUCCGUGUCCGACAAUAUUGACGAAAUGCACAAUCAUCACAGCUCCGCGACUCACUCUAGUGAGUUGUCCUUGUAGUGCUGUAGUCUUUCUUUUGCAAGUGGUUAGU
Molecule: messenger RNA, 373 nt
Organism: Amoebophrya sp. A25
Lineage: Eukaryota; Dinophyceae; Syndiniales; Amoebophryaceae
Source: the annotation of a GenBank genome assembly